AUGAAAGUCAUCUCCGACUCGGCCAUUACGGCAUACCUUAUGGAAAAUUUGGACAAAGAUACAAUCCUAAAUGUUUAUGUUCCCUUGCUUCUUUCGGGCCUCACCAAAUUUCAGCAGUUUCCCGACGCAGUUCCAGAACGCACGGUACGAGUUUCCACCACCCCAGACUCGGAUUCCACCCAUCUUUUUAUGCCUUGUAUACUACCGGAAAUUGUAGGUGUUAAGGUCAUCAGUGGAGGCCCCUCGAAUCUGGCGAAAGGCUUGGGAUUCCAGGGCAAUGUCUCGGUGCUCGACGAGUAUCUGGGUGAAUUAUUGGCUGUUUUAAAUGCAAAGACACUCACGGCCUUCCGCACAGCUUUGGCCAGCUGCGUGUCCAUGGUCAAGGUGUUUGAUCCCAAAUUGGCGAAUGAAAAUUUGUUGUCUUUGCUGGUUUUUGGCGCCGGGCCCCAGGCGUUCUGGCACGUGAUCUUGGCCACCAGACUCUAUCCUAAUCUAGCUCAGGUGAACAUCAUCAGCCGAACUUCUGAAUCUGCAAAAACGCUUGCACACAAGCUCCGCGGUGUGAUCACCCAAAAGUUGCUUGUUUUUGGCUUUGAAGACGUUUUGUCCAUUGAGGCAAGUGUCAGGGAAAGCUCGCUCAUCUUUGGUUGCACGCCUUCCACGGACGCCAUAAUCAAAAGCACGUAUAUUAAUUCUGAUCCAGGAAAAACGACAUUUGUAUCUUUAAUUGGCUCGUACAAGCCUCAUAUGAUUGAGCUUGACUUGCAGUUUCUCCGUGAGUUUUACACGGGCCAGAGCACCAAAAUUAUCGUCGAUUCCAAGAGCCAUUGUCUUUCGGAAGCCGGUGAGUUAAUUCAGGGCAACAUUUCGGAGAGCCAAUUGAUUUCGCUCACCGAGCUUGACGAGAAGUCUGUGGAUAUAAAGGAUAUCGGGAAAAGCAGAUGUGGGGUUGUUUUGCAAAAACUAGUGGGUCUUCUGGUGAUGGAUAUAGUAGUCGCAAAGCAUUUUGCCCGGCAUAUCGAGGGCCAUGCAAUUGAUGAUUUCUAG
Messenger RNA from Metschnikowia bicuspidata var. bicuspidata NRRL YB-4993, 1047 nucleotides. RefSeq lists its product as uncharacterized. The record is from RefSeq and is a predicted model, not a curated record. Lineage: Eukaryota; Fungi; Ascomycota; Pichiomycetes; Serinales; Metschnikowiaceae. Gene Ontology annotation, cellular component: cytoplasm. The transcript has a single exon. The coding region runs from base 1 to 1047 and encodes 348 amino acids.